AGUGCAGUGGCAGACCUCUGUGUCGAAUUAGUUUUACAGGGAAGAGGCCAUAUUGGAGAACAAUCGGAUAAUUCUAACAAAUAUUUUUCUCCGGCGAUCGACGAUGGCAUUGCAGAGAUAUCUCUUAAAGCGAAGCUAUGAAACGAAGGAGAAGCUUCGACCUUUGUUAUUACGUAGCUUUUCUUCAAUAUCUGCUCCUACGCUUCCUUCCUGCGAUUACGAACCGAAGCCUUACAAAGGACCUCUAGCAGACGAAGUUCUUCAGAAACGAAAAAAGUAUCUUGGUCCUUCUCUGUUCUAUUACUAUCAGAAGCCUCUGAAUAUUGUUGAAGGAAAAAUGCAGUAUUUAUUUGAUGAGAAUGGCAAGCGUUAUCUUGAUGCGUUUGCUGGAAUAGUCACAGUGUCUUGUGGACAUUGCCACCCUGAAGUUGUGAAUGCUAUUGUGGAACAAAACAAGCUUCUUCAGCAUGCUACAACCCUCUAUUUGCACCAUGCAAUAGCUGAUUAUGCAGAGGCAUUAGCAUCGAAAAUGCCUGGAAACCUAAAGGUUGUAUAUUUUGUCAAUUCCGGAUCUGAGGCAAAUGAAUUAGCAAUGUUGAUGGCUCGGCUGUAUAGUGGUAAUCUUGGUAUGAUUGCCCUGAGAAAUGCAUAUCAUGGUGGCAGUUCUGGGACAAUUGGUCUGACGGCUCUAAACACUUGGAAGUACCCAAUUCCACAGGGUGAAAUUCAUCAUGUUAUGAGUCCAGAUCCAUAUCACGGGGUCUUUGGCUCCGAUGCCAGUUCUUAUGCCAAAGAUGUACAAGAUCACAUUGACUUUGGUACUUCAGGAAAAGUUGCUGGUUUUGUUGCAGAGACCAUUCAGGGAAUUGGAGGAGCAGUUGAAUUGGCCCCUGGAUAUUUGAAACGAGUGUAUGAUAUUGUACACAAGGCAGGUGGCGUAUGCAUCGCUGAUGAAGUGCAAACAGGGUUUGGUAGAACAGGAAGCCACUACUGGGGAUUUGAAACCCAAAGUGUACUUCCCGACAUAGUGACUAUGGCUAAGGGCAUUGGCAAUGGUUUACCAUUGGGAGCUGUUGUGACAACUCCAGAAAUCGCAAAUGUUUUGGCUGAAAAACUUCAGUUCAACACUUUUGGUGGGAACCCUGUAUGUUCUUCUGGUGGACUUGCAGUACUUAGGGUACUUGACAAGGAAAAGCGGCAAGCCCAUUGUGCAGAUGUUGGCUCUCACUUAAUUGAGCGUUUCAGAGCCCUUCAGCAAAAAUAUGAUAUCAUUGGAGAUGUGAGAGGCAGAGGCUUAAUGAUUGGGGUAGAACUUGUCACUGACAAGAAAGAGAAGACGCCUGCAAAGGCAGAAACUACUGUUUUGUUUGAGAAGUUGAGAGAGCUGGGAGUGCUAGUUGGGAAGGGAGGUCUCCAUGGAAAUGUUUUCAGAAUAAAACCACCCAUGUGCUUCUCAAAGGAUGAUGCAGAUUUCCUUGUGGAUGCACUGGACUAUGCCAUGUCAAAGUUGUGAGAAUUGACCUGCUAUGAUGAUUCCAUAAUCCUUAGCAUAAAAUCCGACUGUCAGAAAAAAGUAGAUUUGUUGGUACUCUAGUUUUAAGAAAUGAAAAUGGUUGCUUUUAGUAGAUUUGUUGGUACUCUAGUUUUAAGAAAUGAAAAUUGUUGCUUUUCUUCUGUUCCU
This is a messenger RNA of Telopea speciosissima, 1681 nucleotides long. Its product is annotated as alanine--glyoxylate aminotransferase 2 homolog 1, mitochondrial-like. Gene Ontology annotation, biological process: glyoxylate catabolic process. Gene Ontology annotation, molecular function: pyridoxal phosphate binding; L-alanine:glyoxylate transaminase activity. Gene Ontology annotation, cellular component: mitochondrion. NCBI's taxonomy places the organism in Eukaryota, Viridiplantae, Streptophyta, Magnoliopsida, Proteales, Proteaceae. The coding region runs from base 104 to 1513 and encodes 469 amino acids. The record is from RefSeq and is a predicted model, not a curated record. The transcript has 9 exons.